AUGUCUGUCCGACCACUGGCCUCGCUACGGAACGGCAUCUCGGCGGUCCGCUUCGUGAAGGACUUCCAGCUGGCGGGUCGCCCGGGCCACUUUCAGGGUCUUCUCACAUCCAACCCGUCGCCGGAGAAAGUUGUAUGGCCAGCACUGAAGGCAUGGUCCACCAUCGACGCCAAAGGGCAGGAGACACUCGACGGGCUCAAGCGGCCCGAGACGGCGGAUCUGAUGGUGCCGGUAGAGAUCUCGCAGCCCAACCUCGGCUACAACGCAGGCGGCGGCAAGUGGGACCGCAUCGAGAUGCCCUUCUCGCUCUUCCUCGACGCUUUCAUCGGACGCAAGAUCCCGUGGUCGACUGACGCAUCGCAACAACAGCAGCCGGUAGGCUACCUGGCUCAGUUUGACCUGCUCUCGAAGGCACCUAGCCUGGCGCAAGAGGCUCCAGGACUACCGCAUACACAGGCCGGACCCAAAGGCGCGCAGGAGCAAUGGAGGAGCAACGUUUGGAUCGGUCCCGGCGGCACUUAUACCCCACUGCAUCGUGAUCCUUACGAGAACCUGUUCGCUCAGAUCGUCGGUCGCAAGCGAGUCCAUCUCUUCGCACCAGCGCUGGCUCCAAACCUCUACAUCAAGCCGAGCGGACCUCAGCAGAACACUUCUGAAAUUGCAUCGGAGCAAGAGCUUCUGACUCCCUCGCAGGACCGGCCGCUCUUGUCGGAAGCGCUGGCAUCAGACAACGCCUUCGUCGCCGAGCUAGACGCCGGAGAUGUCCUGUACAUUCCUCAAGGCUGGUAUCACUGCGUUCAGAGCUUGAGCACGAGCGCAAGCGUCAACUUCUGGUAUCUGUAA
Molecule: messenger RNA, 843 nt
Organism: Kalmanozyma brasiliensis GHG001
Lineage: Eukaryota; Fungi; Basidiomycota; Ustilaginomycetes; Ustilaginales
Product: JmjC
Exons: 1
Coding region: 1-843 (280 amino acids)
Molecular function (GO): 2-oxoglutarate-dependent dioxygenase activity
Source: RefSeq, a predicted model, not a curated record